This is a messenger RNA of Lecanosticta acicola, 1080 nucleotides long. Lineage: Eukaryota; Fungi; Ascomycota; Dothideomycetes; Mycosphaerellales; Mycosphaerellaceae. The record is from the annotation of a GenBank genome assembly.
AUGAGUAGUACGGACGCAUCAGCAGUCACCGAUGGCCAUGAGUUCUCCCAGAGUCCGGAUAGUGUGCAUUUCGGACACGGUGAGAACGGACCAAGUUGCAGGAGCAAAUGGAGCAGUGUGCUGACAUGUUGGAAGCACAACUAUCGCCCCGGAGAAGGCUUCACACUCCCAAAAGGCGAUAUCCUCAUACACGCAGGCGACCUGACGAACCAAGGGACUCGGGCCGAACUUCAAAGGGCUCUGGAUUGGAUCACCAAGACAGACUUCGCGGUGAAGGUCGUCGUAGCGGGUACGUUGUCGUGCAACUAUGAGAAAUUCUCAAGAUGAGUGAACGUAGCACUUACUGCAUAACCAUGCUUAGGAAAUCACGACCUAUCUUUGGACACGGACUUCACAUCGACUUCAAAGCAGCACGAAAAUGCUGUGCCUGCAGCAGAAGACGUCGAAGCAUGCGCAAAGCUCGUGAAAGGCUGCGCGGACAUUGUGUAUCUGCAACACUCGGAUGGGGUGAUAGAUCUGCCCGGUACGAGCGAGAAGAUUCGUGUUUUCGGGUCGCCGUGUAGUCCUCGUGGUCGAGGGAAGCAGAGGUGGGCUUUUCAGUACGACGAGCAUGAAGCGGAGGCCAUUUGGAAGUGCGUACCGGAAGAUGUGGCCAUCCUCAUCACGCACACACCGCCUGCCGGCUACUGCGACCGGAGUCGGCAUUGGGAAGAAGGUGGCUGUCGUGCUUUGAAAGCUGCAUUAUCCCGCAUCAAGCCUGUGUUGCACGUCUGCGGGCAUUGUCAUGAAGGAAGAGGCGCACUGGUGCUCAGUUGGGAGAAGAAUGCGACGGAAAUACCCAGGGUGGCUUGGACAUGGGAAGAUGCCAGCGUCGCAAGCAGCAAGAAGCAGAGCCUGUUGGACCUCUCCGGCAAGUCGGGCAAUCCGCCUGGUGUUGUUCCGGGCAUGGAGACGGCCGUGGUGAACGCCAGCAUCAUGGCGGAGUCGUUCGGUCGGGGAAAGCAGAAGGGAUUCCACAAGCCGAUCGUGAUUGACAUCAGCUUUGCUCGUCGGGGGGAGAGCGGCAUGGACAACACAUGA